UUUUUGUUGUGAUUGCACUGCCUCACUAAGAUUUCCCAUUUUUUGGGACCUUGUUUAUUUACAAAGCAAAGGACAGUGAUGACGUCAUUCGGUUGGAACAGCAACAAGUUUCACCAGAGUGGAAAGAACGACCGGAAGGAGUUCCGAAGUCAAUCUUUGACGCUAUAAAAGCACAUUUACGGUGGGGUCAAAAUCCAGGAGAGACCGACGAGACGAUGGAUUCAAGUCCGCAAUUUUUAUCGUUGAUGGAGGAAGUCGGAGACAGAUUGACUCCGCUAUUUUGCAGCUUCACUCACCAAGACGGGACAAUUACGCCUAUUCAACACAACGGGAAAGACGUCUGCAUUAGAUGGUACAAGGAAAGAAACAUCCUCUACAAAGUUAAAGACGACCGGAAUUUUGGAUGGAGGGGAGGAUCAAAUCAAAUUUGUUGUAUUAGUUCGUGCUGGACAAUUUCAAAGGACCGAACAGUGGGCAAAUGCAGACUCCAUUCGGAAAAGUCACAAGAAGUGAUGCUAUUGCGGGACGCAAAUAAUUACGAUAACCCCACCAUUAUUAUUAGUUGCCCACAAUUAAAAAUGACCCCAUAUUCAGAGGAUGACAUAAAUAACAUUGUAUCAGCAUCCUGGUUUCGAGAAGUGUACUCUACUAUCGACCGUUAUAUGACACAGCGAGGAGGUUUAUCAGCCCUCCUUGUUGCCCCUUGUGAGCCGCCCUUGUUCGUGAUUGAUCGGUCAAUUCCUGUUCCAACAACUUUAUCAACACGUCAAUACAAUAUUAUAGGGGUUGGUACAUCUCUUCUGGUUUUCUUCCACAAUUACGUAUACAAAGACUACAACGACCCGAUAGUCCUACUUAUGGAGCAAGUUAGUUUCAUGGGAACAGAUCUUGAUUUUUGGGAUGAAGUUCACACUUUCCUCAACAACAAUGGACUUGAUUUCAAAACUUCACCCGUUUCAUCAUCACAUGAAAUUCAACCAGCUAAAUUUUUCCCCCCACAUAUUGACAUGAAUAAGCCAUACAGCUAUAUUGGACACAAUCGUCAAGGAGGUUUAUACGACGGUGCGUCUACAUCUCUAAAAAUCAGAAGUAUUUGUUCCGGAAGCAGCACUCACUCCACAAUGGAAACAUCAAUGACCCCAUACCAGGACACAAUUAUUCCCUUGUUCCAACAAAUUUUGCAAGAUGAGACGGAGAUGACCAAGUUGGCGUUGCAAGCAGAGUAUUUGGGGACCUGUGCCACAAUCAUUGCGACUCUUUUGCAUUUGGAAACUAAUGGAAGAAGGAUCUAUCCAUUCACCCAACAAAUCGAUCAUCAUUUCGACAGUGUAGUACAUCCGGAGCUACAUUUCUCACUGUUUUCAAUUAAGACAGGUUUACAAUUAGAGGUAGACAUGAGUCAACUAAAUUUUGACAAUGGAAAGCCCGAAAUUCUAUUCUAAACUAGUUUUUCUGAAUUAAUUUGAUUUUGUAUGGGCACUUUUUUAUGUUCAAACUACGCUAUAAACGACGAUGAAUUGUAAUAAUUGCUCCCGUUAGUUAAAAUAUGUAUUGACUGAUUUAUGAAUUACUGACUACCUACUAAAUAUAAUUAUUUCUUGAUACAUA
Molecule: messenger RNA, 1608 nt
Organism: Folsomia candida
Lineage: Eukaryota; Metazoa; Arthropoda; Collembola; Entomobryomorpha; Isotomidae
Exons: 4
Coding region: 216-1442 (408 amino acids)
Source: RefSeq, a predicted model, not a curated record